This is a messenger RNA of Bacidia gigantensis, 606 nucleotides long. RefSeq lists its product as uncharacterized. The record is from RefSeq and is a predicted model, not a curated record. The transcript is spliced from 2 exons. Lineage: Eukaryota; Fungi; Ascomycota; Lecanoromycetes; Lecanorales; Ramalinaceae. Gene Ontology annotation, molecular function: acyltransferase activity, transferring groups other than amino-acyl groups. The coding region runs from base 1 to 606 and encodes 201 amino acids.
AUGCCUUCCACUGCCUCGAAUUCCAAUGACAUAAUAACCACGGACCGAUUAUUGUUACGCGCAGCUCGCCAAAGCGACCUUGACGACUUCCAUGCAAUCUUCAGCAACGACGACGUUAUGCGCUAUUGGUCCAAUCCCCCACACACUGAGCUUUCUCAGACAAAAGAAUAUCUCAUGAUCAUGAUCAAUUCUCCCAACAACGGCAUCAUCGACUUCGUCAUUGUUCUCCGGCCUACUACGCCAUAUUCAGGACAAUUGGAAAAUGAAGGGCCUGUAAUCGGCAAAGCAGGGGUCUGGUCUCCCGCUUCGCAUCCCAAGCCGGAACUUGGCUUCAUGAUCAAUCGCGACUAUUGGGGUAAAGGAUACAUGAAAGAAGCGUUGGGGGCCCUGAUACCACUUGUGUGGGAGCAAGGCAUUACGAUGAUGCAGGUAGACGUGGAUCCCCGGAACGAUGCUAGUAUAGCGACGUGUAAAAAGUUUGGAUUCGUGGAAGUUGGGACCGAAGAGAACACUGUGAAGACGCACUUGGGAUGGUGUGAUAGUGUGUUUUUACAGCUUGAGAGGCCCGAGGAAGGGGUCGAAGGGGGCAAUGGGCGAGGAGAGUAG